UUGGUGGAUAGAGUUGCCUGGUACCUGUUGCUGGGGGAGCUGACAGGUACCCUGUGGAAUCAAUUGAGGACCUCACGGUUAUAAAAAAAAUUUAAAAACUAUUUCACCCAGUUGUAAAAAAAUCAGUUAAUUUUCUGAUGCUUAUUAUUGUAAUACGUGAUGCACCUAUGUUUCACCCUUUACGAUCCUUUCUAUUCAUGGACAACAAAAUUUAGAAAUAACUUGAGUAAAUCUUGGGUGGACUGAGCCCCUGUUGAAGUUAACUAUCUUGGUCUUCAUUCCCUUGGCUUGGGUUUCACUCAAAGUUGAAGUUGGACUCACGUACUUUGGAAUGACUUGUAAAAGUAAACAUAUAUAAAACUCAUGAUUAGAGUUUGAGUUGCUUGAGUUCAUGAUGGAUUAAGAAUAUGGGUGAAUUAUAUGUAGAUCAUGAGUUAAGGCUUGACUCAUGGUAUAAGAUUCCGAGUAUUUUGAAUUUGCAUGCAAGAUUUGAGGAGUUUAUGACCCCCACCUUCUCUACCUCCCAAGGUAGGGGUAAGGUCUGCUUACACUCUACCCUUCUCAGACCCCACUCGUGGGAUUACACUGGGUAUGUUGUUGAAUUAGUGUAGUUUAUGAAUCCUAACAGAUAUGGGUAUUAAGGAUUCUACAAUAGUUGGUUGAUAGCUAUAGAUGAGUUUCGUUACAGAUUUACAGUCACAUAGGAUUUGAACCAAUAAACUGGUAGCAGGUAUUGUGAAUCCUAUGGUAUACAUACUAGAUAAACUUUUUGAGUUUUAUUGGUUGUUAAUCCUUAGAUAUGUAUUGUCUCCAUAAUUUGAUGAAGGAGUUGAGAUCGAGUAAAUUGGAUGACAUAAAAUAAGUGAUAACCUAACAUAUAGGACUAGCUUUCAUUAAAAUUGCAUUUUCGACAUAAUCAUAAGCUUAAGAAAAGGUUGAGAAUUUCAAGUAUCCUUGCUUAGGACAAAUGCUUGAGUAUAAAUGAAAUGAUAACCAUGUUUGAGUAUAUUACUUUAUGCUGUUUCAAAAUAUGCUGGCUAUGAGUGUGUUUCAACAAAUUAAGAGUACGAUUUAAUAUCAAGCUAGUAUAUGCUUUACUUAACUGGAUAGUAUGGAUUAAUAACAACUUUGAGUGAAAAACGUGGUAGGAAUAUAUGUGCAUAAGAACCAAAUUCCUGUCCUACUGCUCAAUGAACAAACAAAAGCCAGUUAUUCUUCAACAGUAAAAGGAUCCUUUUUAGCUGUAUAUUAGACAUACUCAAACAAAAUUGCUGGCCUGCACCAUAUGCUAACCUUCUCGGGGACAUUUCCAGUUUUCUUGCUUGAAAAAAGAAAUCUCUUCCAUGAGAGACAUCAAAGUUCUCCGCACUGCUUUUGGAAUUUUAGGAAAUGUUUUUGGUGUAUUACUCUUCAUGUCGCCGAUGAUUACAUUCAAAAGGAUUAUUAGCAAGAGAUCAACAGAACAGUUCUCUAGCAUACCUUAUGUAAUAGCUCUGCUCAAUUGCUUGCUCUCAGUUUGGUACAGUUUACCUUUUGUGUCACCAGACAACCUGCUGGUAACUAUCGUCAAUUCCAUAGGCGCUGGCCUGGAGGCAACCUAUGUGUUGAUUUUCCUCAUAUUUGCCCCCAAGAAAGAGAAGGCCAAAAUUUGUGGAUACCUCUUUGUGGUCUUUUCCAUCGUCUCAUGCGUGGCCUUGAUUUCCCUGUUGGCAUUUCAUGGCAAUAAAAGGAAGCUGCUUUGCGGCUUUGCUUUUACAACUUCUUGUAUUAUGAUGUAUGGUUCUCCUCUCUCUGUAAUGAGGCUGGUAAUCAAAUCUAAAAGCGUUGAGUACAUGCCAUUCUUCUUGUCACUAGCUGUUUUCAUCUGCAGUAUCUCAUGGUUCAUCUUCGCCCUGCUCGGAAAGGACCCUUUCAUUUUGGUACCAAAUGUCAUUGGAACUUUGUUAGGAGCAGUGCAGUUAAUUUUAUACGGAAUUUAUCGUGAUAACAGAGGGGUAGUCAAGAAAGAUGAAAUGAACGAAUCUAUAGAGACGAGGACUGGAGAACUCCAAGACAAGAAGCUAGCUUACAACGAAGACGCGUGAGAAUGGCAAUCCAGAAACUGGUACUCCAUUUGGAUCAAAAGUUAUGGUUGCUUGUUUUUCUACUGUAGAGGAACAUAUUCAACCACUUACCUUUAUUUCUCAGUAUGCUUUUUUAUAAAUUUAGUACAAUAUGGCCUUUCUAAAGGCAAAUUUCUAUGUUUUGAUUCAUUGUGUCUAUAUUGAAUCCUAAAUCAGCAGGCACUACCUGCUUUAUAAAUGUAGUACCAUAACUUUUCAGAA
Molecule: messenger RNA, 2324 nt
Organism: Solanum tuberosum (potato)
Lineage: Eukaryota; Viridiplantae; Streptophyta; Magnoliopsida; Solanales; Solanaceae
Product: bidirectional sugar transporter SWEET1-like
Exons: 6
Coding region: 1344-2084 (246 amino acids)
Biological process (GO): carbohydrate transport
Cellular component (GO): membrane
Molecular function (GO): sugar transmembrane transporter activity
Source: RefSeq, a predicted model, not a curated record